AUGGGGCAGCAGUUCAGCUGGGAGGAGGCGGAGGCGGCCGGCGAGAUGGACGUGGCGGAGCUCCAGGAGUGGUACAAGAAGUUCGUGGUGGAGUGCCCCAGCGGCACGCUCUUCAUGCACGAGUUUAAGCGCUUCUUCAAGGUCACCGGCAAUGAGGAGGCCACCCAGUAUGUAGAGGGCAUGUUUCGAGCCUUCGACAAGAACGGGGACAACACCAUCGACUUCCUGGAGUACGUGGCAGCCCUGAACCUGGUGCUGAGGGGCACCCUGGAGCACAAGCUGAAGUGGACCUUCAAGAUCUAUGACAAGGACCGCAACGGCUGCAUCGACCGCCCGGAGCUGCUCGACAUUGUAGAGGCGAUUUACAAGCUGAAGAAAGCCUGCAGGGUGGAGGGGGAGGCCGGGCAGCAAGGCCAGCUGCUCACGCCGGAGGAGGUCGUGGACAGGAUCUUCCUCCUGGUGGAUACGAACGGAGACGGCCAGCUGUCUCUGAAUGAGUUCAUCGAAGGCGCCCGCCGGGACCAGUGGGUGAUGAAGAUGCUGCAGAUGGACGUGAACCCGGGCGGCUGGAUCUCCCAGCAGAGGCGGAGAAGCGCCAUGUUCUGA
Molecule: messenger RNA, 606 nt
Organism: Eptesicus fuscus (big brown bat)
Lineage: Eukaryota; Metazoa; Chordata; Mammalia; Chiroptera; Vespertilionidae
Gene: GUCA1B
Product: guanylate cyclase activator 1B
Exons: 4
Coding region: 1-606 (201 amino acids)
Biological process (GO): visual perception
Cellular component (GO): cone photoreceptor outer segment; photoreceptor inner segment
Molecular function (GO): calcium ion binding; calcium sensitive guanylate cyclase activator activity
Source: RefSeq, a predicted model, not a curated record